CCACUCUACUAUAAACUCUUAUUCCGCAAGCCACAUUUAUGCUGUACAAGCUGGUUUCACAUUUUUAUCUAACAAUGGAUAGUGCUGCAGGGAGAAUGCAAUGCCAGAAGAAGGCAGUUGAUUCUCAUAGUUAGCUUCCUCUUUUCUUCCUGUCUGCAUGCAAUUUCUGUGAGCAUCACUCCAAUUAAUGCUGCUUCAUUCCAGCUGCAGGAGUUCCUUCCUACAAUGAGCUAGCUAGUUUGCAGUUUUUCCAGUAUUUGUAGAACCAGCUUUACUAUAAUCCGCUUCAGAAAUGCCAGCACCAAUACUUCUGCCUGUCAGAAGUCUGAGUCCCAAGCCAAACACCAAGACUCCAUCACCAGCCAAGUUACACUUCCUGAGCUUUAAGUUCCAUGAGGCCCUUCCUGAGCUUUUUACCUUUUAAUAAUUCCAACCUUUUGCAUUUGUUCCUUCAGAUGCUUCUCAAAGUUGCUACCUCUGUGAUACUUUAAGAAUUUAUUUGUGUCUUUUCAGAAAACCUUGUAUCUAGUUUACAAUUCCUUAUUGUAUUUUAUUUUAUUGAGACGGAGUCUCCCUCUGUUGUCCAGACUGGAGUGCAGUGGCACAAUCUUAGCUCAUUGCAACUUCCACCUGCCACAUUCAAGCAAUUCUCCUUCCUCAGCCUCCUGAGUAGCCGGGAUUACAGGCAUGUGCCAUUACGACCAGGUAAUUUUGUAUUUUUAGUAGAGAAGGGGUUUCACCGUAUCGGCCAGGCUGGUCUUGAACUCCUGACCUUGUGAUCUGUCCGCUUCAGCCUCCCAAAGUGUUGGGAUUACAGGCAUAAGCCACUGUGCCCAGCCUUAUAAUUAUAAAGAAUUAAAAUGAUUCUUGGGGGCUGAAGGCUAGCAGACGAAGCGAUCAUGCUGAACAAACAAAUUUACUAUUCGGACAAAUAUGAUGACGAGGAGUUUGAGUAUCAGCAUGUCAUGCUGUCCAACGACGUAGCCAAGCUGGUCCCUAAAACCCAUUUGAUGUCUGAAUCUGAAUGGAGGAAUCUUGGCGUUCAACAGAGUCAGAGUUGGGUCCAUUAUAUGAUCCAUGAAUCAGAACCUCACAUCUUACUGUUCCGGCGCCCACUACCCAAGAAGUCGAAGAAAUGAAGCUAGCAAGCCACUUUUCAGCCUCAAGCUUUACACAGCCGUCCUUACUUCCUAACAUCUUUCUGAUGACAUUAUUGUGUUGCCUUCUUGUUUCUCACUUUGAGAUUUAAAAGAUGUUCAAUACACUGUUUGAAUGUGCUGGUAACUGCUUUGCUUCUUGAGUAGAGCCACCGCCACCAUAGCCCAGUCUGAUGAGUGCUCUGUGGACCCACAGCCUCAGCUGAGUGUGACCCCCAGAAGCCACAGUGUGCUGUGUAUCCAAAACACACUUGGCAGAUGGAGGAAGCAUCUGAGAUUAAGAACAUGGCUGUUAUAGGGAUUGUAUAAACUUGUUUUUGUUUUUUUCUGCCAGGUGUUGUAUGUAUGGUGACUUGUGGAUUUGUGUUUCAGUGUACUGGAAACUUUCCAUUUUAUUCAAGAAAUCUGUUCAUGCUAUAAACCUUGAUUAAAGAGGAAGUUUUUAUAA
Callithrix jacchus (white-tufted-ear marmoset) is the source of this 1605-nucleotide messenger RNA. NCBI's taxonomy places the organism in Eukaryota, Metazoa, Chordata, Mammalia, Primates, Cebidae. The record is from RefSeq and is a predicted model, not a curated record.